Molecule: messenger RNA, 1310 nt
Organism: Physella acuta
Lineage: Eukaryota; Metazoa; Mollusca; Gastropoda; Physidae
Product: RNA-binding protein NOB1-like
Biological process (GO): maturation of SSU-rRNA; ribosomal small subunit biogenesis
Cellular component (GO): preribosome, small subunit precursor
Molecular function (GO): RNA endonuclease activity
Source: RefSeq, a predicted model, not a curated record
AAAAACGUUUUUCCAAAUGGAAGAGUUCACUUUUAUAGUUCUAUUCUGAAAGUAAAAAAAUGUCAAAAGUAACACACGUUGUUGCUGAUACAGGUGCUUUUAUUCGCAAUGCACCACUUCGAGAAAUCGCCGAGUCUGUUUAUACAGUACCAGAGGUUAUUGCUGAAAGUUGUGACAGGGCUACUAGACGAAGACUGAAGUUACUUCCUAUUGACAUCAAGUUUAAAGAGCCAUCGGGGGAAGCCAUACAUUUUGUUACAACAUUUGCUAAAAAGACUGGGGAUUACCAAGCCCUCUCUGCUGUAGAUUUGAAAGUUUUAGCUCUAGCAUAUGAUCUAGAGAAACAGUUCAGGGGCACAGACCACAUUCGCAAGGAACCACCUACAAAAGCUGAAUUUGUUAUUGGUCAGAAGACUGAUAUAUCUGGUAUUAACUUGGCUGCUAAGCAAUACAAGGAAGGAGAGGCCUUGCCCAGCAAUCUGAUUGGUGAGAAAAAGGAGGAUGAAAGUGAUGAUGAAGAGGAAGAUUACACUGUGGAGGAUGAAGGGGAAGAAGAAAUUGAUAUCAUAGACAAAACUGACAAGGAUGGAAAAAUAGAUGAUAAAAACAGUUUUGAAACUUACAGAGAAAACAAAGAGGAAGACCAAGAGGAAGAAUCAGAAGAAGAUGAUGAUGAUGAAGGCUGGAUAACCCCCGCUAAUAUAGUUGAGGUUAAAAGGUCAAUGGGUGUGGAAACAGCUUUAGAAACAGAUGUGGUGCCAGUUGGUUGUUUAACUACUGAUUUUGCAAUGCAGAAUGUGCUGAUCCAGAUGGGGUUAAAUGUGUUGUCUGUAGAUGGCAUGCUAAUUACCAGAGCCAAGAGCUAUGUCCUCAGGUGCUUUGGGUGCAUGAGGAUUACCAAAGACACGUCAAAAUUGUUUUGUCCACACUGUGGUAACAAGACACUGAAGCGUCUCUCUACAACAAUAGAGAAGGAUGGCUCUGUAAAAUACUGGCUGGCCAAGAACUACAAAAUACGAACAAAAGGCAUGAAGUACUCCCUCCCAAAACCUCAAGGUGGGAAACAUGCAAUGAAUCCAAUACUAUGUGAAGACCAGCCUGUUCCUGAUCAGAGACCAUCCAAAAAGUCACUUCAAAAAAUAGACAUCCUGUCCAGUGAUAUAAUUGCAGACAUGAGCCCUUUCAGCAUGAAUGAUGUUACCAGUCGUGCAGCUCAGCUUGGUAUUAGUGGACGCCAGUGGUCAAAACGGAACCAAAAUGAUGGUUUUAAAAGAGGGAAGCGCAGGGGGAAAUAAAUAAUUUACAUUUUA